UCAGGGAGGCGCUCUGGGGAGUUACGGUUCUUUCAAUGUUCUGGCACAGCUGCUGCCGCUCGCCGGCUCCCCUCUCCAUCGCAACCUACACUCUGGACUCCGACUCCGGAUGAGCACGAGGCUUGGUUGCCUCUUGGGAAUUUUCCUCGCGUUGCCACUUUUCUCUUUUGUUUCUUCUGGUAGUUUAUUAUGCACACCCAAGAACUACUGCUCCCGAGAAAAACCCAGACGGAGGAGAAGGUGGCUGGAAGCCUUUAGCCGGAAGUGGCGAACCCGGAAGUAAAAGUGAUCAGGUGUCUAUAGGGCUGAAAUCCUAGUGGAUCCCAGAAGGUUCCCUCGCUUUUUUUCUCUAUGGGAUCACUCCAUAUGCCGCGUUACACGGUGUGGCUUACACGUGCUGCUCUCGUGUGGGCUUAGUAUCACUACCCACUUGCCGAGGCUGAGCGUUCCUUCCAGAGUAUCAGCUUACUCUUGUUACUGUGGAGGGUGAUGGAGAAGACUUGCUAUGCUCAGAUGCUGAGAUGAAUCGUCACCUGUAUGUUUGGCUUUGUAGACAUCCAUCUCUUCACCGUCACCGCCAGUGCCAUGUCCAUCUCCGUUCUCAUCGGCUUACACAGACGCAUCUGGACACAAGGCCAGGGGCUUUUAGACAGGACAGGAAUCACCUUCUCUGUCGUCUGUUAAAUAAGAGCUGGUCCAGGAGAUACUGUCAUCAAGAUACCAGGAUGCAGUGGAGACAUAAAGCACUACAGAAAUAUAUGGAGGACCUGAGUAAGGAGUACCAGACACUUGAUCGUUGUUUGCAGCACAUCUCUGCGCCUGAAGGGGACCGAAGGUCCUUGAAUCGACGGCAUGCGGAGCUGGCACCACUUGCCGUCAUUUACAAGGAAAUUCAGGAGGCUGAACAAGCCAUUGAAGAAUUAGAAUCAAUGUGUAAAAGUCUAAAUAAACAGGAUGAAAAGCAGUUACAAGAACUUGCAUUGGAAGAAAAGCGAACUAUUGCUCAAAAAAUCAACAUGUUAUACCAUGAGCUUUUCCAGAGUCUAGUGCCAAAGGAGAAAUAUGACAAAAAUGAUGUUAUUUUAGAGGUGACAUCUGGAAGAACUACUGGAGGUGAUAUCUGUCAACAGUUUACCCGGGAAAUAUUUGAUAUGUACCAGAAUUAUUCAAGCUACAAACACUGGACUUUUGAACUUCUGAAUUAUACACCUGCUGAUUAUGGUGGGCUACACCAUGCAGCCGCCCGAAUUUCCGGUGCCAAUGUCUAUAAGCAUUUGAAGUAUGAAGGUGGGAUUCACCGAGUUCAGCGGAUCCCUGAGGUGGGCCUGUCGUCAAGGAUGCAGCGCAUUCACACAGGCACGAUGUCAGUUAUCGUGCUGCCUCAACCAGAUGAGGUAGAUGUGAAAGUGGAUCCCAAGGAUUUGCGAAUAGAUACUUUUCGAGCCAAAGGAGCAGGAGGACAGCAUGUUAAUACAACCGAUAGUGCCGUCAGACUCGUCCACGUCCCCACAGGACUUGUAGUAGAAUGCCAACAAGAACGAUCACAGAUAAAAAAUAAAGAAAUAGCUUUGCGUGUGUUGAGAGCUAGACUCUACCAGCAGAUUAUUGAGAAAGAGAAGUGUCAACAACAAAGUGCUAGGAAACUGCAGGUGGGAACAAGAGCCCAGUCAGAGAGAAUCCGGACCUAUAACUUCACCCAGGAUAGAGUCACUGACCACAGGAUAGCAUAUGAAGUUCGUAAUAUCAAGGAAUUUUUAUGUGGGGAGAAGUGCCUGGAUCUGCUAAUUCAGAGACUGCUUCAAACAGCGGAUGAAGAAGCCAUUACUGAAUUUUUGGAUGAAAACCUUAAAUCAGCAAAAUAAAUGCUGAUUUGUUAUUUAUUAUUAUAUAAAUGAAAUGGACCUAGGUCAAGAAGCGGACUGAGGCAUGGACAUCUUUAUGAACGCUCAUAAAGUACAGCUAAAAAACCCACUACUCACAAAAUAUUUUUUAAUGCAUCAAGUCCCAUUUCUAUUUUCCUGUACAGGACUGUCCAGCUCUUCAAGUAGAAAUGAAGCAUGCAUCAUUGAAAAAAAGACAUAAAGUAUUAAGAAUUGAUCUUGUCUGAGUUCCUGUUGUGGCACAGCGGAAACUAAUCAACUAGGAACCAUGAGGUUGUGGGUUCAAUCCCUGGCCUUGCUCAGUGGUUUAAGGAUCCGGUGUUGCCACGGCUGUGGUGUUGGUUGCAGAUGCAGCUCAUAUCCUGCAUUGCUGUGGCUGUGGUGUAGUUCUGCAGCUACAGCUCCGAUUGGACCCCUAGCCUGGCAGUCUUCAUAUGCCACAAGUGUGGCCCUAAAA
This is a messenger RNA of Sus scrofa (pig), 2337 nucleotides long. It is a transcript of the gene MTRF1, whose product is annotated as mitochondrial translation release factor 1. Gene Ontology annotation, molecular function: translation release factor activity. NCBI's taxonomy places the organism in Eukaryota, Metazoa, Chordata, Mammalia, Artiodactyla, Suidae. Gene Ontology annotation, cellular component: mitochondrion. Gene Ontology annotation, biological process: mitochondrial translational termination. The record is from RefSeq and is a predicted model, not a curated record.